GUCUCUCCCACACACAGAUAUAUGUGAAAUGAACACGUACCUAUAAAUAAUAAACUGAUGACAAAAAUAAAAUAAAAGAAGGUUACAAUUUAUAAUUAUUGUACCGCCAAGCUUCUUGCGAGCUGUUUCAACUUUCAAGAAUGGCAUAUCUCGAAAGAGCAUCUCCAACGUUGAGAGAAACACUCCUCAAGAUAUAUCGUGCUGAAAAACCUAUCGAGGUCGAUCAACAUUUCCACGAGUUCGGUUCGAUUCAAUAUCACAUCAAGUACUCGGUUUCGGAUCCAAAUAUUGUGCAUGUAUCGACCUCGACGUUGCUUGAGACACAAGGAGCAGUGACGUUGAAGGAGAUUUCAAGUCACACUUAUGAGGUGAUUAAGAAUAUUGCAGUUGGUGUGAUUGAUAUUGUUGAUCCACCAAGGUUAGGGUUUCAAUUGACCCUUGCGCUUCACCUUAACAAUAUACCACGUGGCAAAGAAGCCAUCAAAGUCAUAACAAGGAUUUCCGAAAUACAAGCGUUAAUAUUAAGUAGCCAACUUAAAGAGAUGCUGAGAAAAAUGAAUUUUCAAGAUGAUUCACUGGCGAUGAACAACAACAACAGGCCCAUCAGGAUUGUUUAUCACCCAAGUGAACCUUUCUACGUCUUUAAACAGCCGGAGAAAAUUACAGCCGUGUUUCCAAUGAAUUUUAAAGAUAACUCGGAUGUGGUCAUUGCCACAUCGUUCUUCCAGGAGUUAGUGGAAGUGGGAAGUCAAAAGGAAAUGGGAAAGGCACCACAAUGUAGUUGGUCACCAAUACCUCCUCUCCAACUUAGAGGAGAACCGGUCCAAGACUUAACCACCAAUUCUGGUUUUGUAUCUUUUGAUAUUACUUCACGGCACGUUGAAGGAAAGAGACUAGACAAAACGGUUUGGAAUUUGCUAAAUUUCUACGCAUACGUUAAAUAUCAUAUUAAGUGUUCGAGAGGAUACAUACAGAGAAAAAUGAGAAAAAGAAUGGACAGUUUAGUUAAGCUGCUUGAUAACACAAGCCUAGAAGAAGAAGCUGAUCAUCAAAAGGAAAACGGAAGAUGCAAAUACGUAAAGGAGUUUGUGAAGGUACCAAAAGGCAAAUUGAUGAUGAAACAACGAUGCAAGGAGAUGACAAGGAGAGUGAAGAUAAGUAAGUUCCGGAUCAAAAUGAACGGUUGUGCUCGAUUUCGAUUCAAUCAACGGUGGAUAUCUCUUCCCAAAUUCUCUUCGAAACCCUCAAAUAAAUCAUCAUACACAAAACUCGACUAAGUAAUCUCUUAACUCUCGAUUUGUCUUUCUUGUGACCACACGCUUCAAACUUGACUUUUAGUAGCAAUGCAUUGAUGAAGUAUAGUUUUCUGACGAUAAUACUAAAUUUAUAGAUGUUAAUUAAAAACAACCAAAAUAAAUCAAAUCAAGAGUUGGCAUUGAAUGCUGCAUGUACGUAACAGUUACUAUUCAGUAUGUACAAGUACCAUACAGUAUUCACUGUUUUAAAAAUACUAAGUUAGACCCGCGCUACGUCGUGAGAUAUUUUUUAUAACUAUUCUUAGAUAUAUUUAAUUAUUGAAAAUAUGUUUUUUUAACUGGAUUAAUUAUAAAAACUACAGUUUAUACAAUGUUAAGAUAGAAAAAUGCACUAAUAAAUAAAAAUAGAGUAAUCUCAAAGUCAAUCAUAGGAUGACUUAUAAAUGUUUACAUUUAAAUUGGGUAAAAUUAAUUAUAUAAAUAGUCUAACUAAUCCUAAUCUACGUUCUAUUUAUUUUCUUUACCUUUUGUGGAAGAUAUAUUAGUAUAGUUUGAAUUUGUGGUGUUUUC
Camelina sativa (false flax) is the source of this 1826-nucleotide messenger RNA. RefSeq names its product actin-related protein 2/3 complex subunit 2B. The record is from RefSeq and is a predicted model, not a curated record. Gene Ontology annotation, molecular function: structural constituent of cytoskeleton; actin filament binding. Gene Ontology annotation, cellular component: Arp2/3 protein complex; actin cytoskeleton. Lineage: Eukaryota; Viridiplantae; Streptophyta; Magnoliopsida; Brassicales; Brassicaceae. Gene Ontology annotation, biological process: Arp2/3 complex-mediated actin nucleation; actin filament polymerization.